AUGGCUGAUGUAUGUGGUUUUGUGGAUGCAACAGGCUCGCAUUUGCCUCAGACUAGAGCACCACAGCAGCGCCCUUUCCUAGCGCUAAAGGAUACGGAGCACGCCAGCAGCGAUGAUGUUCAAAAGCUUUACGAGCAGGCGACGAGCGCGUCCUCCAUAGCGUAUCACCUGUUCGUAGCGGCGGAGUCACUGUCGCGUGCUGAAGGCAAGUCCGUUGUGGUCGUUGGUGGUCGGGCGUUGCCACAGUUCGUCGGCCCCGAUCAAUCUGUAUGCGUGGGUGUAAGUAGACAUGGCCGUUGCACCUGGCAAGUUAACGUGCCAUCCUCCAACGCUCUUCUGCCGUACUUAACACCGGUCAUCCUAAAGCUGUACACAUCACAUCCGGAGCGUAGAACGUCCCCUGCGGCUGUAAAUUCGUACUCCCUGUCUUGGAGCUUGUACAGAUCAUCUCCAACGUUGCAGUCCUGCCACUACGAUCUGUACACCUCCCUCGGAGCUGCCUUUUCCUGGGUCCGGGACAACAUCCCCCUGCGGCUGCAGGAGGUCUCCGGGCAGCCUCUGGCCUCCGCCGCGUGGCCCGACAUGUCGCGGACUACCCCGCUCAAGCUGGCGGCGAGGGUGGCGGAGGCACUGCUGCGAAAUAACAGCCUCGGCGAUACGGCCUCCCAGCUCAAUGCCAGUUGCGGCCUGGCAGCGGCGGACUUCGCGGCCCUGGUGCCAAACAUAUCGUCGGUCCUCAUCGACCUGCACGCGGACCUUCCAUUGCUUCAGGACAUUGCAAAACAGCUGUACGGAAACAGUUGUGGAGCGCUGGGACCUGCACAGUACGAUCAGGCGCCCGUGUUUAUUGACCUGAUGGUUCGCCUGGUGAACUUGAUGGCGAAGCCGACAAACUUCAGCUUCUUUGUCAAGGAAGUCCGCAACAACGCCACAACGUUUCCCAGCCUCGUUGUGGGCAACCGAAGCAGGUGGCUCGACGUACCAUUUUGCGAGGAGAUGGGCUGCCUUAACGACAAUUCAUACGUGUCUUCGCUUGUAGCCGACUUUCCCCGGAGCAUCAACGUCUUCGUAGCAGCUGACUCAACAUCUGGGAGCCCUGGUGCCGCGUAUGCCCCUGGGUCAGAUACCUACCCAGCGAAGGGUUUGAUAUUUGUUACUUGGGAUUCGAUUUCCAUUUCUGGCUUCAAUUCCCCCGCAUUGUACAACGAGGGCUCACGGACGCUUCUACAUGAGAUUUUCCACCAUCUGGGGCUGACUCACCCUUUCGGGAAAUCCUACAGCUGUGACGAUGAUGACUAUGUUCUCGAUACACCAGUCUCCCUUGGUCCGGUGUAUGCGAACAUAACACUCUUCAAGGUUGCUAUAGGCCACUGCAUGGAGGUCUUUUGGAAUCAACUCGGGGGCAGCUGGGAUGCAGCGUACAAACGCAUGGCUUCACGCCUGGGAAUACCGGAGGCCGACAUGAAUGCCUGGGCGGAUAGCUGUCCCGACAGCCCCGGGUACGACGAGCUGGGCAAUUACAUGACGUACAGCGCCCCUGUCUGCUUUGCGGCGCUGGGCCACUUCACACUGGGCCAAGCGCUACGGGCACACUAUGUGACGUCGGAGCGUAAUCGCCUCAUGUACGCAUGGGGACAGUACUACGCAUCCACGGCGCCGCCGCCACCGCCAGUGACUUCCUCGCUACCUUAUACGUGGGACUACGGCAAGGUCACAGCAGGUACGAGUUAUCCAAGCCCCCAGCCUCCAAGCCCGUUGCCGCCGCCGCGGCCUCCAAACCCGCCACCACCGCCCGCGCGUCUAAGGUCGCCACCACCACCCAUGCCUCCGCCAUUGCAGCGGCCUCUAAUCUCGCCACCAUCGCCCUCGCCUCCAAGCCCGUGCCCUCCAAGCCCCGUGCCCCCAACCCUGCUACGGCCGCCCCGGCCUCCAAGCAAGCCACCACCGCCCAGGCUCCCAAGCCCGCAGCCACCCCAACCAUCACCCUGCACAGCCUCCAAGUAA
Molecule: messenger RNA, 2004 nt
Organism: Volvox carteri f. nagariensis
Lineage: Eukaryota; Viridiplantae; Chlorophyta; Chlorophyceae; Chlamydomonadales; Volvocaceae
Exons: 9
Coding region: 1-2004 (667 amino acids)
Molecular function (GO): metallopeptidase activity
Source: RefSeq, a predicted model, not a curated record